Messenger RNA from Candidula unifasciata, 1728 nucleotides. Lineage: Eukaryota; Metazoa; Mollusca; Gastropoda; Stylommatophora; Geomitridae. The record is from the annotation of a GenBank genome assembly.
AUGGAAAAUGAGCGUGAAGAACUGACCAGGAAGUAUUUCCCCCGUCUCCAUCAUGCAUGCAAUGCCUGUGGAAUUCAGUUUGUCCCCGUAGAUAUGCGAUGGGGCAUCACUUCAGAGGCCGCAGCAAAUGCCCAAGUAAUCAACAUUUGUCUCCGAGAAAUUGACAGGUCUGAUGUCUUCAUUGGGUUCUUUGGACAGCGUUAUGGUUGGCAUGGGGAAUCUGAUGAUCUGCUCCAACGAAAUUUUGACAAUGCUGUCGGGCGCUAUCCUUGGCUGGCAGAUUACCGGGACAGGAGUGUCACGGAGCUGGAGUUUCUGCAUGGCCAUCUCCUGCAUCCUAGCCAGCUGCCAGCCUCGCUGUGUUUCAGAGAUAAAGCCUAUGAUGACGCUAUGAAAGACAAGGCAGAGGCUGAAGGAGAUCUGAAGUCUGCUCUCAAAUACACAGCAGAAAGUGAGCACUCCAUGAAACUGAUGGCUGAUCUUAUUGAAAGAGUUAAAGCAACUGAAUCUCAGGUGAUGAUUUUAUGUUUUUUUGAGCAACAAUGGAAAUAUUCAGGCUUGCUGUUUCAGGGAGCCAAAUUUAUGUUUGAAAGUGUGUGGAAGUAUUGCCAGGAACUGCUUGCCACAAGUGAUUCUGAAGAAACAAGUCUCCUGCAGCAAAACCGCUUAUGCCAUGAUGCCUAUUUGGCUUCACGGACAACGCUGUAUCUGGGAGGUGACAGCUACUUGCAGAAGUUAAGCCCCGUGAAGAUGAAAGAACAUCCAAACGUAUUGGUUCAUGGCCCUGCAGGAUGUGGGAAGUCUGCACUCUUGGCUAACCUAGUCAAACAGUUACAGGAUUCUGAAAACCAAGUAAACUUCAUCUAUCACUUUGUUGGAUGUGCUCAAGGAACCACAGAUCCAAAAAGUAUAAUGCAACGGAUCUUAGCUGAGCUGCAGUUUAUCAAUGGAACUGAAGUGAACAGAGAUUUGGGAGCUGAACACAAGCAAUCUGUCAUUGAUAAAGUUUAUAACAAUGAGUUUCAUGACAUUUAUGUCAAUGUUCAGAAUGAGAUGCAGCAUGCGUCAUCUGAUGGAAAGCAAGUGGUAAUAAUCAUUGACGGCCUCAACAGGGUUACAGCUUCUAGUAAAACAGCAAAGCAUCUGUACUGGCUGCCUGAGAAGUUUCCUUGUGGCAUUUCACUUAUUGUGUCUUGUGUGACCUCCAACACUGAGACCUUUGACCUUCUUGUGAAUCAACGAAAAUUUUAUGAUCUUGAAGUCCAGUCACUUCCUGGUGAUAUAAAAACAGAGAUUUGUAAGAAAACCCUUCUUGUGAAUGGGAAAGAGCUUUCUCCUCAACAGCUGCAGAGAGUGGUGAAGGCAGAACAAACUCAAAAUCCUCUGUUUCUGAAGAUUGUCCUUUCUGAAAUCUCCAUCUAUGGUUACUUCAGAUUUCUGGACAAGAAAAUAGAUUCCUUGAUUUAUUCUAAUGGUGUUAAGGACCUCCUAAGCAAAGUCCUGCAAAGACUCGAAGAGGAUUACAAUGUGCAGGAUCAUGCAGAACUCUUAGUGCAGCAGGUUCUCAGUGCCAUUGCCGUGUCUCAUCAGGGUCUGUCAGAAACAGAGUUGCUAGACAUGUUUCACAUUGAGUCUCAUGUCUGGUCUCCAUUUUACUUUGCUGUGGAAUUCUUCUUAAUCAAUGAUGCAGGUUUGCUCAGGUAUGUGUCCAUCCACAUUUCUUUCUAA